GGUGAUUCUAUAUUCGCUUGCAUUUGACACUGACAGUGACAGAAAUACCUCCACCAACAUCAUUGGAGGGUGAAAAUUAAUUCAGUGCACUCCCUAGGCCUUCCGUGAUUUGCGACACUUUUUUUGGAUGUCAAUAUCACCGGGAAGUGGACAUACCGUACUCUGUCAGACCGUCUGCCCGCGUUGGGGAAAUAUCUACUUGAAAAUUGUUAAGAAAUGUCACGAUCAGGAGCGCUGAAGCUCUCGAAGCUCCGUGAGUUGAUGACCCAGGUACCAACCCGGGACAAUGGUCGAGGAAUUCAAGCGCUGCUCGUCGCCUCCGAGGACGCUCACCUCUCCGAGUACAUAACCGAUCACGACAAGCGUCGAGAAUUCAUAUCCGGUUUUAAAGGCUCCUUGGGAACAGCGGUGAUAACCCAGAAGGAGGCAGCCCUCUGGACAGAUGGAAGAUACUACUCCCAGGCGGAAACCGAGCUCGAUCCCCCGGACGCCUGGAUCCUGAUGAAGAGAGGGACAGCUGGAACUCCGAACGAAGAGGAUUGGCUCAUCUCCCAGCUACCAGAGAACUCCACAGUCGGUGCCGAUCCCAACCUGGUGGCAUACUCAACGUGGCUGCACCUGGAGAUGAUGCUGGGUGAGGCAGGUCACUCCCUCAUACCAUUGAAAGAAAAUUUAAUCGAUCGGCUCUGGGGUGACGAUCAGCCGGCGCUCACUCUGAAUCCAAUAGUUCCUCAGCCGCUAAAAUUCACCGGGCAAAAAUCGUGCGAAAAAAUCGCUAAAUGUCGAGCGCAGAUGGUCGAGCAGAGAGUUCGGGCUCUUGUCAUCACCAAUUUGGAUGAAAUUGCGUAUCUUCUCAAUCUGAGAGGCUCCGACAUCCCUUACAACCCAGUCUUCUUCGCGUACGUCAUCCUGACACAAUCAGAUGUCCACUUUUUCGUCGACAAGAGCAGAUUGACACCAGAGGCUGAAGCACAUCUGAUUGAUGAGGAAGUCCAAGUGGUUUAUCAUCCCUACGACGAUGUCAAGAUAUUCCUCCAGAAGAUCACGUCCGAAACGGCGAUGAAGGACGACAAAAUUUGGAUUCAUCAUAACGCGAAUUACGCGCUCCACUAUUUUUGUGAAGCGGUGAAGAAGCAUGUUAGCAUCACACCUACCAAGGUGAUGCAGAUUGUGAAGAAUGAGGUGGAGAUCGAGAGCAUGAAGAGGGCUCAUCUUCGAGAUGCCGCGGCAUUAGUGAAGUAUUUUGCUUGGCUGGAGGACAGAGUCAAGAGCAAGGCAGAACCUCCUGAAACGGAGAUUUCAGGGGCUAGUCAGCUGGAGAAGUUCAGAAGUGAAAUGGAAAAUUUUGUGGGUUUGUCAUUUCCAACGAUAUCAUCAGUUGGAGCACAUGGUGCAAUAAUUCAUUACAGUCCGUCCCCUGCCACCGAUGUACCAAUUACCGAUAAGGAAAUAUAUCUCUGUGAUUCUGGGGCCCAAUACUACGAUGGGACCACUGAUGUCACCAGAACUUUCCACUUUGGGGAGCCAACGAGCUUCCAGAGAGAAUGUUUUACUCGGGUGUUCAAAGGACAAACUGCCCUGGCCACUGCCAUUUUUCCUAUUUAUCUCAAGGGAAAUUAUCUCGAUACACUGGCUCGAAAGAGUCUCUGGGAUGUUGGAUUACAUUAUCUUCAUGGAACCGGACACGGUGUCGGCGCAUACCUGAACGUUCAUGAAGGCCCGAAUGGAAUUUCCUGGAGGCCACUACCAGAUGAUCCUGGCGUACAGCCGGGAGUAUUCUUCUCUAAUGAACCUGGAUUCUAUGAAGAUGGACAGUUUGGGAUUCGCCUGGAGAAUGUUCAAUACGUCGUUCCAACGACUACAACGUAUCAUCACAGAGAUCUACAGUUCCUCACGUUUGAACCAGUCACUUUCGUCCCCAUUCAAACGACUCUCCUGGACAUCUCUCUGCUCACUGAUGAAGAGAUAACGUAUCUGAACAAUUACCACGCCCGUUGUCUGGAGCUUCUCCGACCCCUGCUUCAAGGAGAGGAGAACGUCCAGGCCCUGAAAUGGCUGGAAAAGGAGACCAGACCCAUUUCUAGAUAAUCCAGGAUAACAACCACAAGCUACGAAAAUCAACGAAACACCAAUGUUCCAUCUAGAGAACUAUUAAUACUGGAGAAAGGGUGAAUGAAUAAAACUGAUGGUGAAGUAUUUUCAUACAAUAUGCUUUUUAUUCAUUACUUAUAUAAUUAUCAUUGAGCGAUGGAAUACACUUAUGUACAGCUUUGGUAGGUCUCUGUUUAUCACAAUGACAUUGCCUGAAUUUCAGGACGAUGUGCUCUUGAAUGUUUAUACAAAUAUAAGUAUUAUAUUAUCAUAAUCUUUACAAUACAAUAUUAUUGGAAAUAGAAUAA
This is a messenger RNA of Diachasmimorpha longicaudata, 2399 nucleotides long. RefSeq names its product xaa-Pro aminopeptidase ApepP. Gene Ontology annotation, molecular function: metalloaminopeptidase activity. Lineage: Eukaryota; Metazoa; Arthropoda; Insecta; Hymenoptera; Braconidae. The record is from RefSeq and is a predicted model, not a curated record. The coding region runs from base 217 to 2088 and encodes 623 amino acids. The transcript has 6 exons.